Molecule: messenger RNA, 2428 nt
Organism: Chelmon rostratus (copperband butterflyfish)
Lineage: Eukaryota; Metazoa; Chordata; Actinopteri; Chaetodontiformes; Chaetodontidae
Product: coiled-coil domain-containing protein 138-like
Exons: 15
Coding region: 43-1944 (633 amino acids)
Source: RefSeq, a predicted model, not a curated record
CGAAAAGGACUCAAGCUUUGCGUGUCUUGAUAUGAUACAGUUAUGAACCUGCAGUCUAAAGACACUGAUGUGACUGAUACAGUCGAGAGGCUAAAGAAGAAAUAUUUGACGAGGAGGAAACAGUUGCCACCGUCAGAAGACAUUACCCCAGCAAACACUGAUGAUGCUGUACAAAGGCUCGUUUUGACCAACAGAUCGCAACAGCCAAGCAAAGAGCUGAAAUGCUACAGCAAAGCUUUACAUGAGCUCUUCAAAGCAGUUACCAGCCAUCCUGAUCAGUUUGGCAGUGAUCGUUGUCUGCAUGGCAGCAAUGAAGACCUGAGUGGGGAUUCUACAGCUGCCCCUCUUCAGGACUCUCAGGUGCUGUUUACAGAAACAGAUGUCACCUUGCCCUCUUAUCUGGAUGGCAGCCCUGGGUCCCCGGAAUCUGAGACUGAGGAGAGGUUGCAGAGAGCUUGCCAUCUCCCUGACGCCUGCCGUUCCUCUUCUUUAGUGCUAGCAAAGGUGUACCAGGAGAUGAUGACCAUCUAUAAACAACUGAAGGCAGAGCGACAAGGCCAGCAGCAGUGGGAGAAGGAGCUGCAGCAGUGGGAGAAGGAGCUGCAGGAACGAGAGAGGAGGCUGAAGCAACAGGAGGAGGCUUUCGGGAGGCUGGCCGGACUGGAGGAAAUGAUACACACUCACAUGCUAGCUGUAGAGGAGAAACACCAGCAAGAGGUGAGCCAGCUGCAGGAUAUUCUCCUCGAGAGGAGCAAGGAGAACAGGAGGCUCAAGUCCAGCUUCGACACAAUUAAGGAGCUAAAUGAAAACAUGAAGAAACAGUUGAAUGAGGCCAGUGAACAGAAUAAGAAGUUGGAGAGCCAGUCCAGGAGGGUGCAGGCUCGACUUGAGAACCUACAGAGGAAGUAUGAGCACAGCAUGGCAUCAAGAGGCUGUCAAAAAAUGAGUGUUAAGAGUGCCGAGUGUAUUAAAACAUCCAAAAAGGAGAAAACUGCUGCCCCUGGAAAACCUAGCAACAAGGGCAGCUCCAGUCCCACUCCUCUAAAGCUCCUGGCCCUUCUCCUGGACUGGACACUUGAUGGGCAGACAUUCUCAUCAGCAUCAGAAAACAAAGGGAAAGGUGUCGGCCAGUUUUUGCCUCCAGAGAUCGUACUCAACGAGAGGUGCCUUAAGGUGUUGCCGUUAUUGGCAGAUCAGCUUCAUCACACUCCUUUGUCAGAACCUGACCUGCUCCUCAACCUUCUUCGCCUCAUCCACUGGGCUUUGAGACUCAUGGACAGCAGUGCGCAGCACGUAGCACUAUCUGCCACUCUGCGGCGGAUAGGAGAGGAAGUUUCAAAGCCCCCAGCCCAGUUAACGGUGCCUCAGUCUGAAGAUCCAGACCUGCCCAAGUCCUGCAGUGGAGCUGCAGGUGGUGCCUGCAGGAGCUGGCCCCUUUAUCGCAGCCCCUGUCCUCACACACGCAUCCUCUCCACCCUCAUCAUCCUCCGCACUGUCACACAAGCUGAUGUGCUGGCCCAGGCUGUGGACAGUCUCCGCACCGAGCUGAUGUCAGAGGACAGCCGAGGCCUGUUCAUCCACUAUAAAGGCGUGUGUGUGCUGCUGUCGAUGAUGCGUGCUGGCCGAGGGGGUCUGCACACACCUGUUGACAUCCUGAUGCAGCUAACUGAACAAUCUCGCUACCUUAAUCCCUUCCUGGAUGAAUGUAGCUGUGAGGAGUUUUUCCGAACAGCCUCCCAGCUCCUUAAAAACCCUCGUCUGGAGCUCCCGUCGCUGGAGAAGCUCUCCAUCCUCCUGCAGAAGCUCUCAAGUAUCAGGAGGAAUCGUCGCCUGUUUGAACUAUCCUCCCUCCACCUCCAGAUACAAGAACUCAAUCACAAAACCAGCCACACACACACCUUCCUCUGCCUCAACCUCAGGUCCAUCCUGCACAACCUUAAAUAACAAACACUCGCAUGUGUUUCUCUGCGUCAUGCUGGAUUCAUGGUCUCUUUAAAAAAAAUCAGACAGUCAGUAUGAAGAUUGCCUUUGAUUUCAGUAGUUGAGCGUGUUGCUUCGUCUUUCAUAUGUGCUCAGAGUGUUAUUCCCAACUGCGUAGUACUUCAAGGCUUCAUUCUACCUCAAAUAACAUUCAGACAUACAUUCUUUAUUUAUGUAAUGUUGUAUGUUGUUUCUUAGAGGUACUUCUUUAGUCUUGUGUAUGUUUUGCACUUUGUGACCCAUCUGUUUUUGUGUUCCACAAUGUUAAUAUGAUGUCUUGGCUUCUUUCUGUGAUGAACCCCCCCCCCCCUCUCACACACACACACACACACUUUUGUUUUUUCAAAUGAGUGUCAUGCUUGCCAAGUGGCCUUAAUGUGUGUCUGAUGUGCUCAGAGGAAGAGAGGCUGUGACUGUGAAGCUUUUUAAUGACAAUAAACAAAAAGAA